UCUAGACGUCUACUGGUCAUUUUAAUGACCAUUAUUUAGCCGGUGGGCUUAACAUAUAUUAGGUGGACAGAUUUAGUUCGGCCAUUGACUGUUUUGGUAUUUGAAAAAUUUAUUAUUGAAUUGUUUUUGUUUUUGGCAAGAUCUUCCGGGACUAUUUUCGCAGUGAUUGUUGGGAACUAUAUGUAUUAUAAACAAUUUCAACUGGAUUUGUUGAUCUAAGACAAUGAUGAUUUAUGGAUAUUAAACUGUGAUACGUAUUAAGCCUAAGCUUUUUUUUUCAAAAUGAACGAUAUCAACGCUAACAACAGUUACAACAGAAAACCAUUGUCGCCGAAAGAACAAAAGGCAUUGCUGCAGCUUCAAGAAAAUACAAAAGACAUUGCAGACCAAAAUAGCUAUGAUUUGGAAAAAUGGCUUCGAGCUCGAUGCUUUGAUGUCAAAAAAGCGGAACAAAUGUUACGAAACAGCAUCGAAUUCAAACAAAAGAUAAGAGUCAAUACUCUACUUCAAGAGUACAAGCCACCUGAGGUAUUACGAAAAUACUUAACUGGUGGAUUUUGUGGUCAUGCCAUUGAUGGUUCCCCACUACGCGUGGAAUUGUUUGGAAAACUUGAUAUCAAAGGACUUAUGUUUUCUACAAAAAAAUCUGACCUGGAGAAAACAAAACUUCUUCAGUGUGAAUCAACAAUCAAAGACUGGUCAGAACAAAGUAAAAAGCUUGGACGACCAGUUGAUGGUUUGACAGUUAUAUUUGAUAUGGCCGAUACAGGAACUUCAAUGUUAUGGGUUCCAGGGAUGCAGAUGUAUUUGCAUUUGGUGAAGAUAUUAGAAGAUAAUUAUCCAGAAAUGAUGAGACGUUUGUUAGUUAUAAAUGCACCACGAAUAUUUCCACUACUGUAUAAAAUUGCAAGACCAUUGAUCAGUGAUGAAAUGAAACAGAAAAUACAUGUAAAAGGAGAUGAUUACAAAGACUUAUUGUUACGUUACGUUGAUCCAGACAACUUACCAGCCUGCUAUGGUGGAAAGUUAACAGACCCAGACGGAAAUCCGAAAUGUGUUACGAAGAUUUGCCAAGGAGGGACAGUCCCAGAAAAAUAUUAUCUUCAGAAUUCCGACAACAUAUCACAAAUGCAAUCCGCUACCGUCCCUCGUGGUGAUAAACUUUACUUAGAAUACAGAGUAGAUAAACCGGGUAGUGUAAUAAGUUGGGAAUUUCAAUCGGAAGACCAUGAUGUUGGAUUUGGUCUCCUUUAUGAAGAAAAUGAAAAGUAUGAAAUUAUCAGCAAAGUGACCAGAGUCAAUAGUCACCAUGUAUUAGAAGAUGGUGUUCAUACUUGUGAGAAGACUGGGAAAUAUUUCUUGUGCUUUGAUAACAGUUUUAGUUGGACACGAUCAAAGAAAAUUCGUUAUGUGUGUGAAGUUAUUGCCCCUGAUGACACUCUUAUAUCUCAAGAGAUUAAUAAGUUGAUAGAAGACGGAGAUUGGGAAACUUUAUCAGAAAGAUUUGAAACAACGCAUUUAUGAUGUAUUAUGUCUGUUAAAUAUUUAUUUUAGGUUGUUAUGUAUUAUACUAAAUGCAUUCAUGCAUUCUCAAAACUGGUAAUGUAUCCAAACAAUGCAAUUGGUUAUUUGUACGAACCUUUAAAUGCAUAAUUUGAAGUU
Mytilus trossulus (common blue mussel) is the source of this 1662-nucleotide messenger RNA. RefSeq names its product retinal-binding protein-like. Lineage: Eukaryota; Metazoa; Mollusca; Bivalvia; Mytilida; Mytilidae. Gene Ontology annotation, cellular component: cytoplasm. Bases 283 to 1524 code for a protein of 413 amino acids. The transcript has 14 exons. The record is from RefSeq and is a predicted model, not a curated record.